Molecule: messenger RNA, 1446 nt
Organism: Diatraea saccharalis (sugarcane borer)
Lineage: Eukaryota; Metazoa; Arthropoda; Insecta; Lepidoptera; Crambidae
Source: the annotation of a GenBank genome assembly
CAGGAACAAUUCUGUGGUGUGGUGUGGAGUAAUUUCAAAAACGACAUCUGGCAACCUUGUUACCUUCGUUGUUUUUGUGUUUUUAGAGGAAUUAAAACGUAAUUAUUGGCUUAAAAUUUAGGACAACGUUAUAUUCUGGUCUUCUAGUGGUUUGCUAUUUCUGAUUAGCUAAUUUCAUAGGUAAAUAAUUAUAUGUCGUGAGUUUCGACCUUGCGUAGAUAACUUCUGUGUAUUAUGAAUACAAAGUUACUGUAAAGUCAAUUAUUGCAAUAAAUUAUUAACAAAUUGGAUUCAGUAUUGUAGUAAAAUGUUGUUUUUUAAUAGACUUAUCUAAUUAAACAUCAUAAUUGAUACGCUCGGAUACAAUAUUAUGAAUUUUGCUUGUGGUAAAGACCACCUGGAAGACAGGAUAGUGAAUUCACCAUGACUAUGUUCUCCACUUCUGGUAUGGGAGCAGCACCUCAACAAGCGACAAACCAGGUUGCACAGAAUGGCAGUACUACCUUACCUCGUUCUCAUCAUCAAAGAACAGGUCGACCACCAGCAGCACCUAAAUCUUAUGAUUAUUUAUUAAAAGUUCUCCUUGUUGGAGAUUCUGAUGUUGGAAAACAAGAAAUUCUACAGGACCUAGAGGAUGGCUCAGCUGAUUCACCAUUUUGUAGUGGCAGUGCUUAUAAAACAACAACAAUAUUGUUGGACGGCAAAAGAGUUAAACUGCAACUAUGGGAUACAUCAGGCCAGGGUCGUUUCUGCACAAUAAUAAGGUCAUACUCGCGUGGCGCACAAGGCAUACUUCUUGUUUAUGACAUAACAAAUAAAUGGUCAUUUGACAGUAUCGACAGGUGGCUUGAAGAAGUUGAACAGCAUGCACCAGGAGUCCCAAAAGUAUUAGUAGGCAACAGAUUGCACCUUGCCUUCAAACGGCAGGUUUUAGAAAGAGAUGCUGAAUUGUAUGCUGCUAAAAAUCACAUGGCGUUUUUUGAAGUUAGCCCUCUAUGUGAUUUCAAUAUCAGGGAAAGUUUCUGUGAGCUGUCAAGGAUGGCUCUCCAUCGUAAUGGAAUGGAGAGAUUAUGGAGAAGCAAUAAAGUGCUUAGUCUCCAAGAGUUAUGCUGUCGUGCUAUAGUGGCACGCACGUCUGUGUAUGGAUUGGAACGGUUGCCGUUGCCUACAGCGUUGAAAUCCCACCUCAAGUCUUACGCGAUAUCCGCGGCGCCGAGUCGUCACCGCGCGCGCCCCCCCAAGCAUCCGCACCACACCCGCCUCAACUGCACCGGCCGGAACUCAUGCACUAUUGCCUGAACACGGUACCAUUAUGUUUUUUUUUUAUUACUAGAUCAGAUGUUCCCAAAUUAUUUUCGCUAAGAAUACAUUUCUCCAAAGUGAACCGCAUAGCCAAAUUAUUUUAAAAAUCCUCAUUCAUAAGCUUUUUGAUAUGGAUACAAAAUA